AUGUUGAUAUGACGUUAAAUUCAGUAUUUUCGCUCCCCGGCCAGCUUUACAAUGAAGAAUUGUUAGCAUUCUCAGGCCAAUUCAUAUUUUUCAUAAUAAUAAAACAACAUCCCCAGACAACACAUCUCAAAGGGGUGUAUGAGAUUUUUUUCUUUUCUUUUAACGUUAACGUUGCCCGCAAAAGAGUCUUUAAUCAGCCCGCAAACAAAAGGACAGAAAACUAACGUUUAACAUGUCUCAAGAAGGAUAUCAGUCACCAGCAUUGAAAGCAGACACGAGCUCGAAUACACAUGAAUCGCAGAGGACCAACCCUGGGAAGACACCUAUACAAAUCCUACAUGAAUAUGGUACCAAAAGUGGCAACCUCCCUGUGUAUGUGAUGGAGAAGGCGGAAGGAGAGGCUCACCAGCCCAGCUUCGUCUUUAGUGUGAAAAUUGGAGAUGUUAGCUGCACAGGGAUAGAACAGUGCAGAUCCAGCGAAGAGGAUGAGAAGCAGUUGCAAAGCUGUCAGUGUCGAGGUCAAGGUCCUAGUAAAAAGGCAGCUAAACACCAGGCGGCAGAGGCUGCCCUGAAUAUUCUGCAGAUAGAUGCUGGAGCAGUGAACGUUCCUGUGAAAUCUGAGAGUAAUGGUGUUGUAGCAGAAACAAACAACCAUCCCAACUCAGUGGGGAUGCUGCAGGAGUUAGCAUUACAGAGAGGAUGGCGUCUUCCUGAAUACACAGUUCUAAUGGAGGCUGGUCCACCACACAAGAGAGAAUUCACUGUUACUUGUCGAUUGGAGUCACUUUCAGAGAAGGGUGUAGGAAAUUCAAAAAAGGCAGCGAAAAUGGCAGCUGCAGAGAAAAUGGUGUUGAAGCUUCAAAGUCUGUCCGGCUGUUCGGAAAUCACAUGGACUCCAAAACCAAGCGUCCGGUUUGAGAACUUAAGGAACUCAUCAGCAGAGAGUAUAUGUUUACUGAGAAGAAACCCGCUGAGCAUUCCCAACACAGAUUAUAUUCAGAUGAUGUUGGAGCUGUCCAAGGAGCAGGGCUUUGAGGUCACAUACUUUGACAUUGAUGAGCUGACGGUGAACGGUCAGUACCAGUGCCUGGCAGAGUUGUCCACCUCCCCGGUCACCGUUUGCCACGGCACCGGCAUUUCCUGUAGCAACGCUCACAACGACGCAGCACACAGCGCCCUCCAGUACAUCAAGAUCAUGGCCUCCAUCAAGUAAAACCACCACAGUCCUCUGCUUCACCUGUUUUGUCACACAGUUCAGCUGAUGUCCAGUCAUGAUGAGGCUGUAGAUCGUUCUUCCCACUAGUCUUCCUGUCUGUGGAUGAUAUGGGGUCAAGGUAUAUAUUUAUAAUUAUGUGCAUCACAAAUAAUAAUAAUAAUACAUUUUAUUUAAAGACGCCUUUCAUGGCACUCAAGGACGAAAAAAAAAGAAUCAUGAUCCACAAGAACUCAACCUAAAGUGACUUGAAUCAGGCAAUUUAAGAGCGGUUUUUGUGAAGAGACACAUCAUGUUUUACUUAAGAUGUCCAACAUACUGAAUUGACACAAAUGUGUAAAUGAAGUACGUGUAGUGAAAAAUAUGAAGCACAUUAUUUUGGUUGCUUUUGUGGGAUUUGACUGCCUGUUUGUAGUCAGAUCUUUUUACAUUCCAUUGGUCUUUUAUUUAUUUAUUUUUUUUAUUCCACAGUUUUUUCCCCUGUAGCUGUAUUGAGCCAAUAGAAUUUCUUAAACUUUUAAUUUGCUUCAGAGAUACCUGCCUUUCUGUUUAACUCUAAAAUUAUAAGUGAAUUGAACAAGAGAUGAUUUGACUUGGGAAAUAUGUGAAAAGAUGGUCUGCAUUAUCUACAGAAUUAAAUUAUUUUCUUUUGUACUUCCACUCUUUCAUCUGUCAGUAUGCAUCUACAGUACAACCCCUGCUGUUUGUAUCUGGUUGACUCUCAAAGUGGAUAUAACAUGUUACUUCACAUUUCCAUCCUGCUGGUCUGUUGCCAUUGUUUUGCAGUGUUCCUCAUAGUACCUUACCUAAUAUUUAAUAUACAUUUACUGACUGCCUGUCCUCUGCAGCAACAUGUGUAUGAAUCCAGAAAAUAAACCCAAACACUAAAUGUUAA
Molecule: messenger RNA, 2108 nt
Organism: Etheostoma spectabile (orangethroat darter)
Lineage: Eukaryota; Metazoa; Chordata; Actinopteri; Perciformes; Percidae
Gene: prkra
Product: protein kinase, interferon-inducible double stranded RNA dependent activator
Exons: 9
Coding region: 233-1213 (326 amino acids)
Biological process (GO): siRNA processing; regulation of regulatory ncRNA processing
Cellular component (GO): RISC-loading complex; cytoplasm; RISC complex
Molecular function (GO): double-stranded RNA binding; siRNA binding
Source: RefSeq, a predicted model, not a curated record